CUCCCCUCCCCUCCCUCGCUGGCUGCUUCGUUCCCUCGCUGCGCUCCCGCCGCCCGGCCGGGCUGAGCCGAGCCGAGCCGAGCCGAGCCGAGCCGAACGGAGCCGCCGGCGCCGCGGGGCCGAGCCGCAGGAGUUGCGGGAGUUGCGGCCGGGGCGGCGCAGCGCGGCCCCUGCCAGGGGGGCGCCCCGCGGGCGGCCGGGGCGCCCCGCCGCCGCCUAUGAGGGAGCCAUGGAGGGCGGCGGGGGGGCGCCGCCCGCCCUGGAGAAGAACGCGGCGGAGCUGACCGUCAUGGACGUCUACGACAUCGCCUCGGCCGUGGGGCAGGAGUUCGAGCGGGUCAUCGACCAGCACGGCUGCGAGGCCAUCGCCCGCCUCAUGCCCAAGGUGGUGCGGGUGCUGGAGAUCCUGGAGGUGCUGGUGAGCCGCAACCACAUCAACCCCGAGAUGGAGGAGCUGCGCCUGGAGCUCGACCGCCUCCGCCUCGAGAGGAUGGACCGCAUCGAGAAGGAGCGCAAGCACCAGAAGGAAUUAGAACUGGUGGAGGAUGUCUGGAGAGGGGAAGCACAGGAUCUUCUUACUCAAAUUGCACAGCUGCAGGAGGAGAAUAAACAACUGAUGACAAACUUGUCUCACAAAGACAUUAAUUUCACUGAAGAGGAGUUUCAGAAACAUGAAGGAAUGUCAGAAAGAGAGCGGCAAGUCAUGAAGAAGCUGAAGGAAGUGGUAGAUAAACAGAGGGAUGAAAUCAGGGCAAAGGACCGGGAACUCGGACUUAAAAAUGAGGAUGUAGAGGCUCUUCAACAGCAACAGAAUAGGUUAAUGAAAAUUAACCAUGACCUGCGGCACCGGAUCACCGUUGUUGAGGCGCAGGGGAAGGCGCUGAUUGAGCAGAAGGUGGAGCUGGAAGCAUACUUGCAAACCAAGGAGCAGGAGAUGGGCAACCUGCGAGCAGAGCUAGGGAAACUCAGAGAAAAACUGCAGGGUGAGGACAGCCAAAAUGGGGAAGAAAUAAAGACAGAACCAAACAACGAUGACUGCCUCUCAGAGUCAGAAAAGAUGGCAGUGGACUUAAAAGAUCCAAAUCGUCCAAGAUUCACCUUGCAGGAGCUCCGGGAUGUCCUUCAUGAGAGGAAUGAAUUGAAAUCUAAAGUGUUUUUACUUCAAGAGGAGCUUUUAUAUUACAAAAGUGAGGAAACAGAAGAAGAAACUAGAUCCCCUCAACCUACACCCAUAAUUCAGUCAAAAACCUCAACUCAGCCAGAGUCUGGAAUCAAACGACUGUUUAGUUUCUUCUCUCGUGAUAAGAGACGUAUGCAGGCAUCACAGAGAAACGUCCACUUCCAGGAUACUUUUGGCGAAUGGGCAAAUUCAAAUAAAGAUGACUCCUACACCGAACAAGGACAAGAAGCCCUGCAGCACCUGUGACUAAAACCUUGAGGUGUUCAGCUUACCGCAGUAGAUCUCGACAGUCUAGUAACAAGAAGCUUCUGUAAACCAAUCUGGCAGCUCAUCACUUUUAUUUGCCUUGCACACCUCAGUGGUUGUGUUUCAGAUGUACUCUUCAAAAGGGAUCUCUCACUGUUUACUUGGUGACUGUUCGCCAAAAACAGAAUCCAAGCUACGUAACAACAGUCACUGAUACCUUGGGACAUCGAAGCUUCUAGAUGACUUGUUUUGUGCUGAAUAACAAGUCUAGGGUCUUGCUCAUGCAUUAACUACAGUAACACAAGCUUCUUUAAACCAAAAACAAGGAGACCUGUGCCGUUAUUAGAAGAUUGUUUGCAGUGUACAAUAUCUAUUGGCAAAGACUCUCUUAUCCUGUUUGUUAAAACUUUUGGUUGUUUGCUUUUUCUUAAUUCUGUAAGAUUUUUUUCGAGAGGGAUACCACAGCUCCAUGGCAGGUCUUAGCACUGCUGUGUCUUGUCAAGUUCAGCUGGCAUCUGCAUCUUGCAGAGUGACCACCUAGAAAUCCACCCGAUACAAACUGAGAAGCUGGAAUAGCCUUGAGAGGGAUAGUGAGCGUACAUUUCCCUUGCUGCGUAUAGUGCCUAAAGCAUGAAGAAACCGAUGUAUGAGGUGAGCGUGCCUUGCAUUUUGCCAUGAGUUCUGCAGUAUUAACGGAAAAUGGAUUGCUCGCAAAGAGGAAUUCUAACACUUGAUUUUUUCCUUCUUGCCAGGGUCUUCCCCCUAGAGUAGCAGACAGCCGCUCUGAAGGAAUUAGUUCCCCUUCCCGCAGACAGGUUUUGAAUAAAGCCACACUCCAUUUUUCUUUCUAGAUGAAGACUGCCUAACUUCAGUGUGAGGAGAGCUCCUCAGCUAGCUGACAUGAACUGUUUUAACUGACUUAGGGAUGGCCCCAGCCCAAACUUUUUCUCUGACUAGUCUGAACACUAUUUGGGGUUGUAGAAUGGAUGAAUUCUACACGUGCAAGCUGCUCUACUGGUGUCGGCUGAGGUUUGGGUAGCCUGCAGUUAUAGGGGGGCUUAAUGUGCCAACAGUGCCAGCACAUGAACGCAACCAAGCUGUCAGAAGGUGAGGGGUAGCUCUGCUUUACAAUUAAGCUGGCAAAACCCUUGGGACUGGUUGAGGUCAUGCCUAUAAAAACCAGGACAACAAAGCCCCGUGCAACAUAGAUGCACCCUGCAUCUGCAUCACACACUCCACAAAAGCAUGCUAAGCCAGCUCUGCUCGGGCGGAGAGAGCAAGUACACCCGCUGCUCCUCACGAAGGAGGCAGUAGGGUCACGCCGCGGAUGUGGCUGCAUGUGUGAGACCCGCGCUGGAGCACGGCGCUGCUGGUGAGCAGUAUCUCGAGUUAUGACAGGGUCCUAGGCAACUUCUGCUGCUGUAGCUUAGUGCAGACAGCUGUGGGCUGCUGUUGGCAUCUUAACCCCAGCAGCCAGAUCUGCUCUGAAAAGAGCCUGCUCUCAGGAGCAGCACUAGACGGGAGCCAGUGCUCGGACAAAAGCUCCAACUGCUCCAGGUGCUAAAUGCCCGAGGGUCGCUGUAAGGGCUCCUAGAUGAGAGCAAGCCAAAGGAUUUAGUACAAGGUGUUUAUUUUCUGUUUUUAAUUUUGGGUGGUCAAGACUACGGUUUUUAUGUCCCAGCAUGGAUUACCUAACACGUAUGGGCAGGGAAUGGUUUUUAGCCUGUCCGUAGUGAAACUGUGCUAGGAAAGCAUUUUUGCAAUGGUGGGCCAAAGGCUGCUCUCUUCCUGACUGUAACUGUGCCAUAUUUUGCACCUUGAACUUCAGCGUGCUCUGGGUACUCCUCAAGUAUUUUCUCUUUCUUUCCAGUAGAUUACAGUCUUUUUAAAUAUUGGUUUCAUUUACAGUCUGCAGGCAGCAGCCCAUUCCCAGCAGUUCAAAGCACAAUUGGGAAUACACCUUAGCACACUUCCCUGAGAGACCUGUGCUGCAGAACUAACCUGCAACUCCAAUAUUAGAGAAAGCACUUACCGGCCCUCCAGGUUGUCACUGCAUUUCAGGGAGGAGGGGAAGGGAGGGAAGAAGGUAGCCUUGUAUGAAAGGCAUCUACAUUUGAAAUACUGACAGUAAUGUCUGACACUAAUGUAUGACACUAGCAGGGACGCUUUUGCAUCUCUAAGCCUGGUUAAGUUUUGUUAAUGCGUAUUGUUUUAUGCUUACAGAAAGCUGUAUUCAUAAAAUGGCAGCGUUCCUCCUUUUCUGUGAAAGGCAAUUCUUAGAUUGGGGGAGUCUUAAUGUAAUGAUACAUAAGUUGCUAAGAUCCCAGUUUCUUUUAUAGAUUGGGGGGCAGAGGGGGAGGAAACAAAUACACUACAUUUGCAGCUGUUCCAUGGUUCUUGAGUACAUAUUAGUCUGUAACACUUGUUCCUUAACCAUGAGAAAGGUUUAACAUGGACAUCUCUUGAAGUGUUCUUGUACGGACAUAAUGUCAGAGUGGGAGCUAGAAAACAGAAAUGGAUCAUUGUUGCUGUCUAAAAAUCAUGAUUGUAUAGUGAAUUUGAUGGAAGAAUCAUACCACGUGAAUGAUGCCUGUUGAGUCUCUGCCUAGCAUAGUUUACAGUCAUUGGGCACGUUUACCAGAGAUACAGUGAUAGGAAACAAUGCAAGAAUGCAGCACAUUCACAGCCUGAAUAAGCACAUCACUUCACACAUCAGCUAAGAGCCAUGAACUGGGAUAAUAGAAAUACACAGACUGAACACUUCCCCCCCCCCAGCAUCUAAGCUCAUGUAUUGAAAAGGAAGUCUCCGGACCUAGUUAGUGCGUGUAAAGCUAGUCCCACGGGCUAGGAUCCAAUGCACUGUUGUGAGGUCAAAUUUGCAGCCAAGUUCAGACAAUGGCACGAAGCAGUACAGCCUUCCCCCAUUCAUCUCGGUACCCCAUUACCUCAAAAAUCUAAUUAGUUACUCCUGACCUGCUAACAUAACCACUUUGUUCUUCAUUUUUUUGUUAGAAAGGAUGCCACGUAGGGAAGAGUAUGUAAAGAGUUGAAGAUCUGUCAUGUAGUUUCUCAAUAUUCAAGUAAAACCUGCUUUUUAAAAGGGGCCAGGAUGUUGUCAGGUAAAGGGCGUAACAAUCCUGCAUGCAGAGUGCAGGUUCACUUAAGUUUGUUCUUUUUUUUUUUUUCUGUUGGGCAGUAAAUCAUUUUAACAGUUUAAUAAAUAUUUCUGAAAAACAAGUA
Messenger RNA from Dromaius novaehollandiae (emu), 4666 nucleotides. It is a transcript of the gene RILPL1, whose product is annotated as Rab interacting lysosomal protein like 1. Gene Ontology annotation, biological process: cilium assembly. NCBI's taxonomy places the organism in Eukaryota, Metazoa, Chordata, Aves, Casuariiformes, Dromaiidae. Gene Ontology annotation, cellular component: ciliary basal body; cytoplasm. The record is from RefSeq and is a predicted model, not a curated record. The transcript has 7 exons. Bases 230 to 1426 code for a protein of 398 amino acids. Gene Ontology annotation, molecular function: small GTPase binding; protein dimerization activity; dynein light intermediate chain binding.